CGCAGAGAUAUGCGCGCAUCAUUAAACUAGGUAAUAUCAUAGCAUCACUUUGAUAUCAUAACCAAUCAAAAGCUUCAAAAAUCCUCCAAACGAUAGAACGUAAAACGAUAAAGAAAAGAUGGCGACGGCUGUAUUGGGCGUUGUGGUUGCAUCUUAGAAAGGUAUUUUUAGUCAUUUUGUACUUGACAUACUUCCCAUUUUAGAAAUCAUCCCCUUUCUUAGCCAUGGGAAAUAUUAAAAAACCCAAAUUUAUUUAAGUUCUUAGAGACCAUGCACUUGGGAAUACGUAUUUGCUUUUGCCUCCGUCUCCUAAAAAACCUGUGCAAAUUCGCAUGCGUUAACGAAAAAGCUCGUGAGCUUUUUUCCCUGUAUCGAAAAAAGCAAGUCUGAAGUGCUGAGCACGGCGUGCGAAGCAGAAUCUUCUAGUUUUUUUGCUUUUUUAUUACUUAACUGAUACAAAAAACCGGUUAGUAUGAAAAAUACUAUGUUACUAUACUAAUUGGUUUACGGCUUACUAAAACAGGGCUUUGCAUGGAGCCAUACUAACCGGUUUGGGAAGCCAUUAAGUGCACAGACCUCGCAAGCUCGGUCUGAACUUUUGACCUCAGGCUUUGUAUUUUACAGCACAACAUCAAAAGCGGUCAAUUAAAUCUUAAAAUUUGAAAGAUCAUGCUUUUUGUUUGCCGUUUGAAGAAAUGUUCUCAUGAGGAAAUUUCAUUAAAACUGAGUGGAUGUUAAGUGCUCGAUUUUAAAUGUUGGAUUAUGAAUCAAAUAAAAUGUUUCAAUCUCUUUUUUUUGAAAAACAAUGACAAAAACUGUUUUUGUGUAUAGUGAAAGUUUUAAAUGUAAAAGUAUUUUUUAUAAUUGUUGACCCAACAAAUAUGGUUUUAAUGGUUCAAGAUGGAGGUAAUAAACUAAACGAUGCUAAAAUAAAAGGUACAAAAUAUGUUCUUGCAUACAAUGGAGUAUGUGGACUGGUGGCUAUAUCAACCUCUGUGGCUGUAUCUAUUAUAAAAAUUGUGUUAGGUCUUCUUCACAUCCACGAUUGUCCGAUGGAGCCUUUGAUACCUGUGUACAUGAUCCUAACAGGUACCAUAUCCAUGCUGAUGGUAGUAACAUCCGUUUGUUUAUAUACUGCCUCGACCAAUCAAAAAUUUACGUUAAUUGUUAUUAUUCUCCUACUGACAGUGAGUCAAGCAAUUUUGCUUGUUUGGAAUGUUAUUGGAAGUUGUUGGGUUUUUAAAAAAGAAAAGGGGUGGGAAGCCAUAUCGGGAGUUAAAGAGAUCGCUUGUGAUAUGUCAACAUAUUUAUGCGCACUGGUGUUGCAGAUAAUCUAUUGGAUAUGUUUUCCAUGUUUUUUAGCCGACAACAUAAGGACUGUUAGAGUUUUGCAUUCAAAAGCUUUGAUGGAUGUUUAA
This is a messenger RNA of Hydractinia symbiolongicarpus, 1418 nucleotides long. RefSeq names its product transmembrane protein 272-like. The record is from RefSeq and is a predicted model, not a curated record. Lineage: Eukaryota; Metazoa; Cnidaria; Hydrozoa; Anthoathecata; Hydractiniidae. The transcript is spliced from 3 exons. The coding region runs from base 882 to 1418 and encodes 178 amino acids.